Molecule: messenger RNA, 914 nt
Organism: Fusarium redolens
Lineage: Eukaryota; Fungi; Ascomycota; Sordariomycetes; Hypocreales; Nectriaceae
Exons: 3
Coding region: 93-914 (273 amino acids)
Source: RefSeq, a predicted model, not a curated record
CCCUUGCAACCUUAUCCUAACAAAAGCCCUGCCGUUACCCAGUCACAUUCCCAAGUCACAUAUACAUCUCCCGGCAUCUCUAAGCUAUCACCAUGCCAAUCCCAACUCCGACUCCUGAAUCCUCUAUCACACGGCCAGACUCAAACCAGAGCAUGCCAGACCGACAGGGUGUAAGCCUGGUUGGUGGAAACUUUCCACACGAGCAAGAGAUCAUAAGCGACGGUAAUCUUGUACUCAUCAUCGGAGCGGGUGAAAAAAGGGUGCGGAUCACAGUUCAGGCUGCCCGCGUGUCUUCAUCUGUUCUUUCAGACAUGCUUGAUGGAAGGAAUAUCACUGGCGCUGACAAUACGGGCCGGGUUUUCGAGCUCAGGCUUCCUGACGAUGAUGCUACAGCGGCUCGAAAUGCCUUUGGCAGCAUCUAUCCCGGCAAUCCCCAUGCGGACGAUCUAUCACCGGGAGAGAUCUACGAUGUGGUCAUAUUUGCCAGGAAGUAUAAGAUGAUUCCUGAAUUCAGGAAGGUUGCUUCAAAUUGGUUCCGCCCCAGAUAUUGUGGCAGGCACUUUCAUCCUGCGCAUCGGUUCUUUGGUCUAGAAGACUGUUGGUACCUAAUGAUGGCAGCGUACUACAUGGUUCUCCCUGACCUCCCAGAUUUCCGUUUUGAAUUCUCCAAUCUCAGCGAACGACUAGUGAGGGACGAGAGGGCAUAUUAUAACUGUCGCUUACAUGUACGGGUGCCACACGCUCACGGUAUUGAAGCCGAUAUAUACUGGUCGAUUCGCGACGCCAGGGGGGACUAUGCUGAGGUCAUGGCUCAGCACGGUCAAUGUCGCUGUAUGGGAAGCUCUGGGCCAUAUACCCAAACAAUAUUCGAAUGGGAUUAUGGAAGGUUCUCCUUAUGUCGGGGCUUGGCAUAG